AGCAGUUUUGUUUUGACCUUCAUGAUGUUGAUUAUCUUGCAACUAGAGUACUGAUAAAUAUGAAUAUGUACUCAUAACUUGCACAGGCGUAGGCGCGACGCCAUGAUGAGAGUGAGAGACACCACUCUUUUACGGAGGGGGGCCUCUCGCUCUCUUUUCUUUAUCCUCCAGUCACUUACACAUUGAUCUUAUCGUCAUUUACAUUAUGCGAGAGAAAAACAAAAAGAUGCGCUGCUUCGUCGUCGCCUCUUUUCCGGUCUGUGCGUUCGCUGAGCUCGCGAACAGCCAGCGCGCACGAGAAGUUGACGCGUCUGGCGAGACAAUAGAUGCGAGCGAAGAUACUCUUAUGACGGGAAAACGCAGCAACUAAAUAACAGAUGAGUAUUUCCAUUUCAAAUUCAAUGACUCGCAUCUUCUAUGGCUUUGAGCGAGGAACAAGUUUUGCAGUUACUGAGCUGCUGAGCAGUCAGCUAUUGACUACUCAGCUUGAACAUUCACGCCGUAGUGCCAUAUUUCUAGAUAUAUUUCAUUUGCACGAACAAGGUUCGUUGCAAUCAUAUAGCAAGCCAUUCGCAAAUUCUCCUUUCAUUACUGCGGGUCCGGAUUCCAAUGGAGACCGGAGCCGGAGGAACCAUGAUAUAGGAGAACAGGGCGAACACAUAGGCGAAGUUCGUCGCCACGUGACAGACAAGCGGAGGCGGAAGACGAAUAUGGUCGACAGCCGUUUUCUACAACCACACGGCUGGCCUUUGCAAAGUGGUAAUAUGCUGUUCAUUUAUUUUUCGAGAUAAUUAUAUUGUACUAAUUGUAUUGCUCGCAGUGGCAAUGUCACUCUUCAAUUGAGUAUCAUGUUAAUGUUUUUUAUGCUACUUAGCAAGAGAUGGCUAAUAUCGUCAGAACAACAUAACUCUUGACAUGACUGGAGGAAACAACUCGUAGCAAGCUGUUGGAGCCUGCUUCAUCAGCUAAUGUACUACUUUUUUCACUAGUUGUUGUAAUGAUGUGAAAAUUUAUUUUCUUCUUUAGAUCAUGUUGCAGAAGUAGACUCCAAGGGAACCAGUAGCUGGUCUCAAACGUAUUCUCCUGGUCGUGGUGGCGUGGACGAGUCUUUUAUGCACGGCAAUGCCAGCAUACGCAUAGCAGGGACGUAUACUAACUCGACCUUCGUCAUGAGUUCGGAUAUGGACAAUUCGUUUCUGGAGAAGGCGACAGACGUGAAGGCUUCGACCGAAGGCGGCAACGAGGGCUCGGAGAAUACAUCGCCAACAUUCUCCGAAUCCUCGUCCGAGCUCGUUUUACAGAAACCAGAAAAGAUGCGGAGCCCAGAUGAAGUAGUGCCUGUAUCACUCGGCAUAACCGUCGGGGGUCUGGAAAUUACCAUCGAUGACAAAAUUGUGCUUGAGACAAUGGACAUCAUCGAAAUGAGCAGACCGGGACUGCUGCUUCUCCGAAGUCGCGGCAUCGAUUUGGAGAGCGAACUGGCGCGGGCCAUAAGUGCCAGAGCUGACAGCACUGCUAAUCAGGACAAAAGCUUGCGGGGUGUCGCGACUGAGAUGGGGACUGGGUCCCGCGUGCUGGCAGAAUAUCGCAAAGCCUCCCAAGAAUUUGUCAGCGCAUUUAGGUCGUCCAGAAAACCCGAGGCAUCCGCGGGAAGGAAACCAGAAACAGCUGGUAUCUAUUGAUAAAUUCUUUGACCACAAUUCUUCACAAGGGUAAUAACAGUAGUAAUGUUUAGCAACUUUCUGCAGAGGUGCAUCCGCACUCUCGUUGAUCAAGUACUCCCAUCGUUGUUUUCAUCUCUUGUUCAUCUCAUUGUACGCCAGGUUCUGCAACUGGGGAAAACCUGGCGCAGUCAGAGCGUCGUAAAAUACGCAACGCGAUCAGCGGCGACGUAAUUUACACGAUUUCCUCUGGUGCGGUUAAUUCCGACAAAAUGAAAAUGGGAGAGCUGAAGCUCGAAGUCCUCUCGCGGUUGUCUCUGAUCGGUGGAAGUGGUGCCAUUUUCAUCUCCGGACCAAAUGCUAGGAUACUCGCGGACAGCGAGCCCGUGCAAACUGUUCUGCAUAACGAUGGGAGCAUUGCCGUCAUCCAGGGUCAAAAAGGUAUUGCUUCACUGUGUCACUCAACAAUUAUGUCACGAAUGUGGCUGAAAUCAACAUAGCAAUAGUUGCUACUUCUGCUGUAUGAACUCUUCCACUUACUCGAGGCAAGCUGAAACAUCAUGGUGUAUGAUCUGUACUCUUCGUUGCACCUAAAUUCGGUAAAAGACUUCAGGUCAACAGUAGUAUCAAUAAUUUUUUCUACCCACAUUCAUACGACCAGAUAAAUCAAGUUUGGCCGCUGCGGCAUAUGCGUUCGUCAAGCACUCGCAAACCUUAGUUGAGGUGGUGGAGAAGGAUGGAGAAACCGAGGCGGCCUCAGUACAACCGGAAAAAAUGCUCGAGAUCUUCCAACAAAUUUUCCAGAGUAAUAGGGCUUGGAUUUUAUUAUUAUUGUUUUUUCUACGACGUCUUUUAGAUUUUUUAGUGAAAAUAUUAGAAGAUCACAUAUUUUGAAUUUGGGACAGGAACGCAGCCCUACAAGAGCAGCACACCCCUCCCACCUUCCUCCGAGUCAUCGCCUUCGCUGUAUGUAACAAGUAUCCCACCAAUAAACAGCUCUCUUUCCGGAAGGGUGGAUGCCGGGAUUGGCUCAGGCAGGAGACCGUUUUUGGGAAUCAGACAUUUACGGCAUUUCACGAGACAUCAACUUGCGGAUUAGUGGAAAUGAGGCCAUUGCAAGAAAGACGAAGUGCAGCCCAGGCAGCGACUCUCUUCAAAACAGGUAAGAAAAUUCCAGCCCUGCUAGGGGCUCCUUACUCCAUGACUCUGAAACCACAGGGAAGCCACCAAAAGGCUCGUCGGCCUUUUGCGCUGUAGUUACCGAAGUAGGCGCGUGCUCUCCCAUCCCCAUGAAGACAGGCCAAUGCCUUCGCUGUCUUGAUCUCUCCCCUUCCCCCCACGUCACUCACCCACUCACUCCUCCUAGGGGUGCCUGGCGUCAGUGACAUUCUACUUCCACCGCUGUUCGCCGUCGAUGGGCCAGGCAAGCAGCAUCGGGCUUGUUGGUAGCUCAAGGGGCUCGGGGGUGGUUCGCGUCUAUCGCUGGCAGCCACUCCUUUUGUUUUUGUUCCCAGGUUUCGGGCAGGCUUUUGGCCUUCAGGGUUGUGGUUUUGUUCGCCGUUUAUUUUUCUGGCAAGAAGUAGCUUCUUAGUCGCUUCUUGGAUCUUGGGAUGCUCCGUGAGUUUCUUCCUGCGCUUUUUAUGCGUCGCCCGUGGUCUCGCUUUUAUUCUGAGUUUUCUCGCAAGGUGGCCCAUUCCCUCUUCCGGCUGCUUCGCUUCUGUGUUCUGCCCUUGUAUGGGCUCUCGGUCGUCUCGUGUUCGUCGGCGUGCCGUAUCCGGGUGCAUCGAUUCAACACAGCCACAACCUUAAAAACAGGCUCGACAACUGCGGGCCAUCGUGCAAAGGCGAGGAGGGGCUGAAGAAGUGGGUUGUACUUGGUUUCGUGGACACGUGUCAGCUCCUGCUUAUUGUUGACAUCCAGGAACGGUCCGCACCUACGCUGGUGGAUUGGUUCAGUACAGAAGACAGAAGUUAGUUUCUACUUGAGUCAUGACAUUAUAACAUGCGCACUUGAUGAAAAUGGCUGACAUGUAGGUGAAGAGGAAGGACGACAGUCGGGGGGUAACUCCAUCUCUGCCAGGGCGUUCUAUCUGUUCUUCGAGCACUACAGGACCUGUCUGCGUGCUGUUUUUCCAUGGCUUAACUUAAUGCAGGAGACUGGUCGAGCAAAUAAGUGCCC
Messenger RNA from Amoebophrya sp. A25, 3840 nucleotides. The record is from the annotation of a GenBank genome assembly. NCBI's taxonomy places the organism in Eukaryota, Dinophyceae, Syndiniales, Amoebophryaceae.